GAGACACUGUUGAGCCUGGUGUAUGUCCAACGGGCACACUGGCGCUGCUUCCAGUACCAGGGGUCCUUAUGCCAGCAGGAGGUGCGGGGUGAGGCUGACCCCAGCACCUUCACCCCGAGCCUCUCCUUCCAAGGCCUGGUGGGUGUCUGGCCCUUAUGCCUACAGACCAGAGACACCAUACAGCUCCUGACACCACAGACACAGCAGCUCAGGGAGAGGAUUGGUGAGAAACUGCUGCAGCUGAGGAGGGAAGCCUCCAGGCCCAGCGUGAAGAGGUGGAGCUCACACACAGCCAGGACCACGUGGCCUUCAUGUUCAGCUUUCAGGUCCAGGGAGAGGAGGUGGAGCUCACACACAGCCAGGAACAUGUGGCCUUCAUGUUCAGCCUCCAGGCCCAGCGUGAGGAGGUGGAGCUCACACACAGCCAGGAACAUGUGGCCUUCAUGUUCAGCUUCCAGGUCCAGGGAGAGGAGGUGGAGCUCACACACAGCCAGGAACAUGUGGCCUUCAUGUUCAGCCUCCAGGCCCAGGGGGAGGAGGAGCUGCAGACCAUUCAGGAGAACUACAAGUCUGUCUACCUCCACCCCGCCACCAAUGCCUGUGCUCUGCUCUCGGCCGGCUCACUGCUGCAGGUCGUGGACGAGGUGUUUGCAGGCCGAGCCAGGGCCGGUGUGGGCAUCAUCCGUCCCCCGGCCACCACGCCGAGCCGGACCGCCCCCACGGCCUCUGCUUCUACAACAAUGUGGCCGUCGCCGCCAACAGGCUGGGAUGCCAAGGGUGCUGGUGGUGGACCAGGAUGUGCACCUCGGCAGCGGCAUCCAGCAUUUGUUUGUGGCCGAGCCGAGGGUGCUGUACGUGUCCCUCCACCGCCAUGACCACGGCCUCUUCUUUCCAUCCUCUGAGGACCCAGACUACGACGAGUGGGGACGGGACCUGGCCAAGGCUACAACAUUAACAUUUGCUGCAACAAGAGUGGCAUGGGUGACGCAGAGGCUCUCACUCAGGUGGUGCUGCCCGUGGCUUACCAGUUCAACCCACAGCUGGUCCUGGUCACUGCCAGCCUUGGUGUUGGUGCGGGGACCCACUUGGAGGUUGCCGCGUGAGUCCUGAUUGCUUUGGACAUAUGAUGGCCCUUCUGUCUGGCCUGGCCGAGGGCCGCAUGGUUCUGGCACUGGAGGGUGGCUUCAGCCUCAACACCAUCAGCUACUGCAUGACGCUGUGUGCCAAGGCCUUGCUGGGGGAUCCGCUGCCCCCCCUUGAGCCCCAGCUGGUGCCCAACAAGAGUGCCGUGCAGACCAUCAAUGGCGUCAUCCGUACCCACAACCGCUACUGGCCGGCGCUCUGC
This is a messenger RNA of Eriocheir sinensis (Chinese mitten crab), 1345 nucleotides long. Its product is annotated as polyamine deacetylase HDAC10-like. The transcript has 6 exons. NCBI's taxonomy places the organism in Eukaryota, Metazoa, Arthropoda, Malacostraca, Decapoda, Varunidae. The record is from RefSeq and is a predicted model, not a curated record. Bases 312 to 875 code for a protein of 187 amino acids.